AUGUCGUCCGCUGUCGCGAAGCGCCUCGAAGGCAAGACCGUUGUUGUCACUGGUGCCAGUUCCGGCAUUGGUCGCAGCACCGCUUUCGAGUUCGCCCGUACGAGCCCCAAGAACCUGCGCCUGAUCCUGACCGCUCGCCGCAUCGACACCCUCAAGCAGAUUGCCGAGGAAAUCAAGAAGGAAGUCGGCGACGGCGUCCAGGUGCUUCCCGUGCAGCUCGACGUCAGCAACCCUGCCCAGGUGAAGAGCUUCGUCCCCAACCUGCCCGAGGAAUGGAAGAACAUUGAUGUGCUGGUCAACAAUGCCGGCCUCGUCAAGGGCGUCGCCCAAGCUCCCGAAAUCGCCGAAGAGGACAUCAACAUCAUGUUCCAGACCAACGUGACUGGCCUGAUUGGCAUGACCCAGGAGAUCCUCAAAAUUUACAAGUCGCGCCCCGACGGCGGCAAGGGAGACAUCAUCAACGUUGGCAGCAUUGCUGGCCGCGAGGGCUACCCCGGCGGUAGCAUCUACUGCGCCACCAAGGCCGCCGUCCGCACUUUCACCGAUGCUCUGAGGAGAGAGCUUAUCUCCACCCGUAUCAGGGUUAUUGAGAUUGACCCCGGUCAAGUUGAGACGGAGUUCUCUGUUGUCCGCUUCUACGGCGACAAGUCAAAGGCCGACGCCGUUUACAAGGGCUGCGAUCCUCUGACUCCCGAUGACAUCGCCGAGGUCAUCGUCUUCACUGCCGGUCGUCGCGAGAACGUCGUCAUUGCCGACACGCUCAUCUUCCCUAACCACCAGGCAUCCGCAACGGUCCUGCACCGGAAGUCGUGA
Lasiodiplodia theobromae is the source of this 813-nucleotide messenger RNA. RefSeq names its product Short-chain dehydrogenase/reductase SDR. The coding region runs from base 1 to 813 and encodes 270 amino acids. Gene Ontology annotation, cellular component: cytosol. The record is from RefSeq and is a predicted model, not a curated record. NCBI's taxonomy places the organism in Eukaryota, Fungi, Ascomycota, Dothideomycetes, Botryosphaeriales, Botryosphaeriaceae. The transcript has 4 exons. Gene Ontology annotation, molecular function: oxidoreductase activity.